CUCCACCCAGGUCGCAGGCAGCGCGGUCGGUGGCGGCUGUUUCCCGCCAUUGUGCGAAGUGGAGGCUGGGGGCUGCACACGCCGAGCCUGACCGUCUCCAGCAGCUCUUGGCUACCGCCGCCGCAGUCGCUGCUCCCUGAGGCACUGGGAGGCCGGGCGGCCCGCGCCGCGCUGUGCGUGGGAGGGCGCGGGCAAGGAGCGGCCGAGCCCCUGCGGAGAAAGCUGGGCGCCGGCCACCCGGGCCGCGCCGACCGCGGCCCUCGACGAGAUGCCCUGUGGGGAGGAUUGGCUCAGCCACCCGCUUGGGAUCGUACAAGGCUUCUUCGCUCAAAAUGGAGUUAAUCCUGACUGGGAGAAGAAAGUAAUUGAGUAUUUUAAGGAAAAGCUAAAGGAAAAUAAUGCUCCUAAAUGGGUACCAUCAUUGAAUGAAGUUCCCCUUCAUUAUUUGAAACCUAACAGUUUUGUGAAAUUUCGUUGCAUGAUUCAGGAUAUGUUUGACCCCGAAUUUUACAUGGGAGUUUAUGAAACAGUUAACCAAAACACAAAAGCACGUGUUCUUCAUUUUGGAAAAUACAGAGAUGUAGCAGAGUGUGGGCCUCAACAAGAACUGGAUUUAAACUCUCCAAGGACUACCACUUUGGAAAGACAGACUUUCUAUUGUGUUCCAGUGCCUGGGGAAUCCUUAUGGGUAAAAGAAGCCUAUGUUAAUACAAACCAAGCUCGAGUCAGUCCCUCAACAUCCUAUACUCCCAGUCGUCACAAGAGGAGUUACGAAGAUGAUGAAGAUAUGGACCUACAACCCAAUAAACAGAAAGACCAACACACAGGUGCCAGACAAGCAGGAAAUGUUGGUGGUCUUCAGUGGUGUGGAGAGCCGAAGCGUUUAGAAACUGAAGCUUCUACUGGCCAACAGCUGAACUCCCUGAACCUCUCUUCUCCUUUUGAUCUGAAUUUUCCAUUGCCAGGAGAAAAGGGGCCUGCAUGCCUUGUGAAGGUCUAUGAAGAUUGGGAUUGCUUUAAAGUAAAUGAUAUUCUUGAGCUAUAUGGCAUACUAUCUGUGGAUCCUGUGCUUAGUAUACUGAAUAAUGAUGAAAGGGACGCCUCUGCGCUGCUGGAUCCAAUGGAGUGCACAGACACAGCAGAAGAGCAGAGAGUACAUAGCCCUCCUGCUUCAUUAGUGCCAAGAAUUCAUGUGAUUUUAGCUCAGAAGUUACAGCACAUCAACCCAUUAUUGCCUGCUUGCCUUAACAAAGAGGAGAGCAAAACCUUUGUUUCAAGUUUCAUGUCCGAAUUGUCUCCAGUCAGAGCAGAACUGCUUGGGUUCCUUACUCACGCCCUUUUGGGGGAUAGUUUGGCUGCUGAAUACCUUAUAUUACAUCUCAUCUCUACAGUAUAUACAAGAAGAGAUGUUCUUCCUCUUGGAAAAUUUACAGUUAACUUGAGUGGUUGCCCACGGAAUAGUACCUUCACAGAACACUUAUAUCGAAUUAUUCAACAUCUUGUUCCAGCUUCUUUUCGUCUACAGAUGACUAUAGAGAACAUGAAUCAUUUGAAAUUCAUUCCCCACAAAGAUUACACAGCCAAUCGCUUGGUCAGUGGACUUCUCCAGCUGCCCAGCAAUACUUCUCUUGUAAUUGAUGAGACUCUUCUGGAGCAAGGGCAGCUGGACACUUCAGGUGUCCAUAAUGUGACUGCCCUGAGCAACCUAAUAACUUGGCAAAAGGUGGAUUAUGACUUCAGUUACCACCAGAUGGAAUUCCCCUGCAAUAUCAAUGUUUUUAUUACUUCAGAGGGAAGGUCACUUCUCCCAGCAGACUGUCGGAUUCACUUGCAGCCCCAGCUAAUCCCACCGAACAUGGAGGAGUACAUGAACAGCCUUCUCUCAGCCGCCCUGCCCUCUGUGCUGAACAAAUUCCGCAUAUAUCUAACCCUUUUGAGAUUCCUGGAUUAUAGCAUAUCUGAUGAAAUAACCAAGGCAGUUGAAGAUGACUUUGUGGAAAUGCGUAAGAAUGACCCUCAGAGCAUCACAGCUGACGAUCUCCACCAGCUGCUUGUGGUGGCUCGGUGUCUCUCUCUCAGUGCUGGUCAGACAACGUUGUCAAGGGAACGGUGGCUAAGAGCAAAGCAGCUGGAGUCUCUAAGAAGAACCAGGCUUCAACAGCAAAAGUGUGUGAAUGGAAAUGAACUUUAAAGAUCAGAGAGGCCUAUAAAGAAUAAUGGGGAGACUGUAACCACAUUAUUGUACAAGUCAAAUACCAUUUAUACUGCAUUAUUUUAUAGACAAUUUGUAUCACAAACCUACUUUUCCUGAAAUCAAGCCUGGUAACAUCUGAAGUUUAUAUAUAUUCAGUAAGGGCUUUUACCUUACUGGUUUUAUGGAGCUUUUAAAGUUUGUUUUAUAAUUAUAUAAAUUAGUAAUGAUGUAAGAAAAGUAUUUGAUAUUAAAAGUUUAAUAUUGAUUAAUGUU
Nycticebus coucang (slow loris) is the source of this 2467-nucleotide messenger RNA. RefSeq names its product minichromosome maintenance complex binding protein (gene MCMBP). The record is from RefSeq and is a predicted model, not a curated record. Lineage: Eukaryota; Metazoa; Chordata; Mammalia; Primates; Lorisidae. Gene Ontology annotation, molecular function: chromatin binding. Bases 269 to 2191 code for a protein of 640 amino acids. Gene Ontology annotation, biological process: DNA-templated DNA replication. The transcript has 16 exons.